UGAAAUGGUGGCCAUGUGUAUUUGCCUUUACUGUGGUGAUCGCUUGUGUUUAAAGUACUGAAACAUUAAACAUGGCUUUUCAGUGUCAGAGAGACAGUUACAUUAAGCAGUUUGACACGUCUGUUGUGUCUUGUGAGCCUGUUGAAAUAAAGCUGGAAAACAAGAAGCUGAAGGGUUUUAAUGUAAAGCUGAAGGACACCAUACUGUUUCCAGAGGGAGGAGGACAGCCGGAUGAUCUCGGGACGAUUGCGGGUGUCCCUGUCCUGCGUGUGAUGAGACACGGUCCUGAAGCUGUGCAUUUCAUCAGUUCUGCUCUGGAGGAGGGACAGGAGGUCCACAUCACACUGGACUGGGACCGCCGCUUCGACCACAUGCAGCAGCAUUCGGGACAACACUUGAUCACAGCUUUAGCUGACACAAUGUUUGGAUAUAAGACUACCUCUUGGGAACUGGGUCGGCAGCGGAGCAGUAUUGAACUGAACACGGCCGCUGUAAAACCUGGAGAGAUGGAGGCUCUGGAGGCUGCUGUGAAUGAGAAGAUCCGAGCUCACGUUCCUGUCACUGUCCAGCUUCUGUCCAUUGAUGAUCCUGCUGUGGAGAAGGUGAGGAGCCGUGGACUUCCUGAAGAUCACGCUGGACCCAUCAGGAUCAUUGACAUCGAGGGUGUUGAUGCUAAUAUGUGCUGUGGGACUCAUGUUUCCAAUCUCAGUCACCUGCAGGUUAUAAAGAUUCUGGGAACCGAGAAAGGCAAGAAAAAUAAAACCAACUUAAUUUUUAUAGCGGGAAACAGAGUGUUGAAAUACGCAGAGAGGAGUUACAGCAUUGAAAAGUCUCUGACAGGGCUUCUCAAAACAGGGCCAGAAGAUCACGUUGAUGCUGUGGACAAACUACAGAAGACAGUCAGGCGUCUACAGAAGAGUCAUCUUACGGUCCUGAGGGAAAUGGCUCUUCUGAUAGCGCAGAACUUCAAAAACAAACCAGACAGAGGAAACUUUUUCAGCUUACAUAACAAAGACGGUGAUAACGAGUUCAUGAACAUCAUCGCUAAUGAAAUAGGAUUUCAGGAAACCGUGAUCUUUCUGACAGUAGGAGAAGAAAAGGGGGCAGGACUGUUCCUUCUCGCUGGGCCUGAGAACAUUGUAACUGAACUGGGACCUCGGGUAUCAGAGCUGCUGCAGGGUAAAGGGGCUGGAAAGGCGGGAUGCUAUCAGGGAAAAUCCAACAGUUUGACGAGAAGAGCUGAAGCUGAAGCUUUACUGCAGGAGUACAGCUGCAAACUUACCGUGGUAGAGGAGUAAACAAACUAAAACUCACUUUGGUAGAGAACUGAAGGAGCCGAGUCAGCACUCCAAACAUACACAAGUCAUGACGUAAGGAAUACUGUAUCCAGGUCCAACCGUCCUCUCAUUACAAUAGAGCAGGGGUGACCAACCCUGUUCCUGGAGAUCUAUCCUCCAGCAUAUUUUAAUUCCAACCCAGUUUCAACACACCUGACUCAAAUUUUUAGGUAGCCCUGAAAUGCUUGACUGCCAGGUUCAGGUAUUUUUGAUUGGGGUUGGAGCUGAACUCUUCAGGACAGUAGAUCUCUAGGAACAGGGUUGGUCACCACUGCAAUAGAGGAUAUAUUUAAACAGCUGUUUAUGAGCACUAUUUAGGACAUUCCUAUCACACAUUUAAAGGGAUAGUGCGGCAAAAAUGAAAAAUACCUUAUUGUUUACUCACCCUGAAGCCACCUGAGUUACAUAUGUCCAUCCAUUUACAUACGAACACAUAUUUAGAUAUUUUUGAAAAUUUCCUAGCUCUUAAAAUCUUUAUAAUAAAUGAAAAUGCGGUCCGCUAAUUCAAGUCACAAAGAAUGUGCAUCCAUCCUUCACAAAAGAGAUCCACAUGGGUUGGAGGAAUAAAUAAAGGUAUUUUAAGGGUAAUCUAUGCAAUUUUGUAAGAGAAAUGUACAUAUUUAAAAAUGUACAAACAAAAUAACUAGCUUCCGAUAACGCCGCCAUCUUAGACUCCUCUAAGGGUAGUGUAUGCACUUUUCAUAUGCAGAUGCGGAGGCACAGAGCAGACAGCAAAACAACGCUCCGUAUUCAUCAUACGUCACUACGAAAAGAGCGUACUCUGCCGAUACUCUCUCCUGAACACGUAGGAGUCUAAAAUGGCUGAGCCGUGUAAAUUACUUUUGCGAUAAAUAGAUGGACAUUUUUUUAUAUAUCUAUUUUAAAGAUUGGAAGAACUAGGACAUUUAAAAAAAUAUUUGUGGUUAUUUCCCGAUGGCAUUUGAGAUUGGUUGGGUCCAGAAGUUGAGUAUGAGGUCAGACUUAACAAGCUGAAAAUGAUCACUGUAAUCAAAGAAAUUACUUGAUACCAUACCUCAUCAGAUAAGAAAUCAGUGUACUGUCGCAGAAAACACCUUUAUCUGAUCAGAAAUAAAUUACAGGUUCCCCUCCAAUAAAGUUUUGCUUUGUUAUUUUUUGCUGACACACACAUGAUGUCUGUUUUAAUAGUGGGUUAUUUGUCAGUUGUGACCAACGGCCAACCUUCCAAUCUCUAUUGUGAAGCCAACCCAGAAACUGCAAUUCAAUGACUGUCCGCUAGAGGGGGGCUCCAAAUGGAAUCAAUUCCCAUAGACCCCUAUGUUAAAAUCCCCAACUUUACAGCAGAAAUAAAUGUUUUUACAGCCUGGUACAAAAAGUUUAUAGCUAAUUUUGCCCUUCAUGACAACUGAGAGGGGGUACAUUUUUUGGUAACUCAUCCGUUUAAAUUAUAUUAAGCCUUAAACGUCUGUGUAAUUAAGGGUGUGGCCACUUGUAAUGGGUGAACUGCCACUCCUGUCAUUUUAGUCAAGCUAGGGGGCGUGGUUUCAGCAACCAGCCACUUCAGCUUCACCCAUGUCCCAAAAUAUGCUGUUGUGGUGUUAUGUCUGUUUAUGGAUUUAUGUUCAUAAACACCUAAUUUUCUCUCAUGUCAUUCUAAAGUAAAGAUUGAACAAAAAAGUAAAUCUGUGUUUUACAGAAUUAUAAUCUUAAUUAAAAAAUUUUAACUA
Paramisgurnus dabryanus is the source of this 3043-nucleotide messenger RNA. RefSeq names its product alanyl-tRNA synthetase domain containing 1 (gene aarsd1). Gene Ontology annotation, biological process: regulation of translational fidelity; tRNA aminoacylation. The record is from RefSeq and is a predicted model, not a curated record. Lineage: Eukaryota; Metazoa; Chordata; Actinopteri; Cypriniformes; Cobitidae. Gene Ontology annotation, molecular function: ATP binding; Ser-tRNA(Ala) deacylase activity; aminoacyl-tRNA ligase activity.